Geodia barretti is the source of this 2301-nucleotide messenger RNA. Lineage: Eukaryota; Metazoa; Porifera; Demospongiae; Tetractinellida; Geodiidae. The record is from the annotation of a GenBank genome assembly.
AUGCUGCCGCCAUUUGUCGUAAGUGUUCUGAUUGACAAGGCCAUCCCCAAUCAGGACGCUGGCCUUCUAGUUCGCCUGACUCUCGCAGUCCUUGGUGCGGGAGCAUUGAUUAUUGUCUUCGGAAUCGUCGAGUCGUACUGCCUUGAGCGUGCCACCAAUGGCGUAACACGAGACGUGCGGAUAGCCCUUUUUAACGCUAUCCAGAGCCAGUCAUACAGGUUUUUUGUCCACAACGAUCGAGGAACAGUCAACUCAAGAGUGUGGAACGACGUUAGCGAAGUUCAGUGGGUAGUGAGAGAUGCACUCGUUGACAUAGCAAGCUCGGUCCUGCUGAUAGCUGUCACUCUCGUGUUCAUGUUCCUCUGGAACUGGGAGCUUAGCCUCCUGAUCUUGGGAUUCCUGCCGCUCAUUUUCGGUAUAGGCUUCAUCGUCAGCAGAUGGAGGGAGCGGUUAGCCCACGGAGUGACCCAGUGGUAUGACGAAAAUUCAUCAUUCAUCAGCGACCGGCUGGACAUUGAUGGCUCUAUUCUGCUCAACGGCGUGGGAUACGAUAAGACGACGGACAGCCGUAGGUUCUCUGAAAUUACCUCCAAACUUCACAGCAUUUGGGCUAGGGAGGGCAUGGCAAGCGCGUCGAUGUCAACAGUCGGCGCUGUACUCCCAUUAAUCGGUUCCGGGAUAAUUUACCUUUACGGCGGGCUUGGCGUAAUGGAUGGCUCAUUGACACUAGGCGUUCUCAUCGCCUUUAUGGCUCUCUGGGCGCGCACUGUAGGUCCCCUUGCCUUCUUGGCAUCUUUUCAGGCUGCAUUUGCCGCCAAAGGCGUUCAUCUCAGAAGGAUUUUCGAAUGGGUCGACCUUGAGCCGGAAGUCCACGACUCAAUCAACGCGGAGGAACUGGAAUCUGUGGGCGGGCUUAUUUCGCUGAAAAAUGCGACCGUUAAGUACGAUGCCGGCAGUCCGGUGAUAUCCGGAUUAUCGCUGGAGUUUCAACCCGGCAAGAUGACGGCAAUCGUCGGCAAAAGCGGAGCUGGCAAAACAACCCUAUCGCAUUUGAUUCUGAGGCUCUAUGACCCCACAACCGGCACCGUGGAAAUAGAUGGGCAGGACCUGCGCUCGAUUAAGCUGUCUUCGCUGAGGCAGCACAUGAGCCUAGUGCCCCAGGACAGCGCCGUCUUUAACACUACCGUCAAAGAGAAUCUCCUUAUAGCCAGACCCCACGCGACGGAGAAUGAAAUGGUAAACGCCUGUAAGGCCGCCCAGCUCCACGACCUGUUGGUCAGUCUUCCCAACGGGUAUGAAACUGUGGUUGGGCAAUUCGGUUACAGGCUCUCCGGUGGCGAAAGGCAGAGGCUCGCUAUCGCCAGGGUCAUCCUCAAGCAGCCUAGCGUAGUUAUUCUGGACGAACCCACAUCCUCCCUUGACUCCAUCACCGAGCGCGCGAUCAAGGACGCCCUCGAAAGCACGCUGCUCCAGAACGCCACCACAAUCGUCAUAGCCCACCGCCUGUCCACAAUCCUCAACGCCGACUCCGUCAUCGUCCUCGACGAAGGCAAGCUAGUUGACUCAGGAAGUCACGAAGUACUCCUAGGUAAACUGCCCACGAUGCUCGUCGCCUUCGCCGGCUGGCCCGAUGCCGCCGAAGCCGCAACCAGGGCAUUGCGCUUCCUCGUCCCCCGAGACGAGUCCCGCUCCCUGCUGAUAUUCAUCGGCACCGAACCCAACCUCAAGUGGCGGACCUACUCCCACAUCCUGACGAGCAUGGCGCAACGACACGAAGUCGAUCUGAUCGUGUCAUUGGGCGCCCUGCUGGACGCCGUGCCCCACACCCGCGAACCCCGCGUAACGGGCAGAGCAAGCUCGAUCGAACUAACGCAGAAAGCCGAAUGGCUCGGCAUCAAGAACUCCGGCUACCAGGGACCCACCGGCAUACACACCGCCUUCAUGGACGCCUGCACUCAGUCAGGCAUGUCACAGGCAAGCAUCUGGGGACACUGCCCGCACUAUGUCAACACAUCCCCCGACCCAAAGGUCAGCCACGCCCUGCUCACCCGUCUCCGCAGCCUCAUCGACAUAGACAUUGACCUAGAAGAAUUGUACAUCGCCGGCAACACCUAUCAGGAAGAGGUCGAUAAGGUCAUCGCCAAGCAGCCCGACGUCAGCAGCUACGUCCGACGCCUCGAACGCCGCUACGACGAAGCCCGCACCGCAACCGAAGAAAUCCCCAGCUCCGAAACGAUGGUACAGGAACUCGAAAACUUCCUCCGCAGCCAGAGCCAGGGUACCGACGAAUCGGACGCCUGA